Molecule: messenger RNA, 2086 nt
Organism: Anneissia japonica
Lineage: Eukaryota; Metazoa; Echinodermata; Crinoidea; Comatulida; Comatulidae
Product: 26S proteasome non-ATPase regulatory subunit 10-like
Exons: 6
Coding region: 29-496 (155 amino acids)
Biological process (GO): piRNA processing
Cellular component (GO): pi-body
Molecular function (GO): protein binding
Source: RefSeq, a predicted model, not a curated record
CAACGUUUUCUUAUUAAUACUGUACUUGAUGCUUGAUCGUCGCCUACAUACUACUAUCACCACAAGUCGUCCGCUCCAGCUUGAUGUAAUGAAACGGGGCCGUGGAAUGGAUAUCCACGAAGGCGCAUUUAUAGGAAUUAUCCAGAGUGUAAAAGAUGCAGUUGAAGGAGGACAACAUGCAAAUACGACAGAUAAGUAUGGAAUGACGGCUAUUCACAAGGCCGCUGCCAACGGUCACUUAGAGGUGCUGCAAUACUUAACAGAAUGCGGAGGCAACAUCCAUACCAAAGAUAAUACGGGAUUCACCGCUAUGCAUGUCGCCGCUAGUAACGGACAUAUCCAGACCGUGAAAUGGCUUGUUAAAAAUGGAGCGGAUAUCCAUGCUUGCUCUUACAAAGGGAAGACCCCAUAUGAGGCAGCCAAGCGGAACAAUCAGAUAGAAGUAUCCUCCUUCCUCAAAGAAAUUGGAAGAGAAAAGUGUACGUGGGAGGUGUAGUAGCAUCGAGUCAAAUUUUAAAUGAAAAAAUGAAAAUGUUACGAUCGAUAAUCAAAGUACGUUGUAAUUUAAAUAUAAUGUGGUUGGCUGUAGGCGGCAUAAAUCAGAGUUGUUCGAAAAACAUUUUGUAUGCUGCAUUUGCUCCAAAGUAUGUACCUUACACACACACUUGGCCGAUUGUUCUCCACGCUAUUCCAUUGAGGAAGAAACGCAACGAGACGCGCGCAACGGUCCGUUUUCAUGACAAACAGCUGAACCUGCAGACGUCGUCAAGUUCUCCACUCAUAGCUAUCGGAGAUGUGUUUGUCAGCCGACACUCGCACCAUCGUCGAAUGGCGUAGUGUGUUCCCGACAUCCAAUCAGACUUUGACUGUGGGGCGCCUUUAAUGAGUCGCCGCGCCCGACAUUCAUCGACGUAAUUCGAACAUUUCAUCAGAUUUUAUUUUACUUUACAACAUCAAGUUUGACUAAUCGCUCGUUACGUUGUGAUAUAUUCGAACUAAUGUUGUUGAUGAAGCCAAUACAAACGCAUUACAUUGAAGUAGCAAUCAUGUUUAAUCUUUUAGGCUGUGAAAGCCAAAUUUAAAUCGUCCAACCACUGAACUUUAAUGAAUUUUGCGGGGUGGAAAUUUCACAAUUAUCCAAUCAGAGCGUGUUAUUCAUUAGCCAGGACUAUUCGCAUUUCCCAUAAAUACGCUAGUUUACGCACAUCAGGUAUUUGGACAUAACUAAUCCCUGAGUUUAAGACCGAUGCCUGUCUCUUUCCACUCUGGAGUAAAUUGGGCUGGUAAAGACUUAAAUUUACAUGUAACUAUUAUUAUAAUGAUAAUUAUGACUAUAAUUAUUAUUAUUUUAUAGAAUACCAUUUUAUGUACAAUGUAUAUUUAAAUGAAUGAAAUAAAAGAAUGAAUAAUAGCGGGAGUCCUCGGCAUUGUGUGGUAGGUUUGCAAGUUCCUUUCAACUCCGCCUUCCCCGGUAUAUAUUAUCCAGGUACCGCUUUAUACUCCUGGUGGAGAAAAACAAACGUAGGAAGAGUGUCUUGUCCAAGGUCACAAGCAAAAUGCAGAGAGAGGAUACGAACCCCGACCUUGAGGGUAACAGACCAAACGCAACCACUGCACCAACCACAUAUUUAUAGAAUAGAAAUAAACUUGUUAUUAAUAAUAAUUAUAUUAUUGUAAAUGCACGGACGUUACUACUGUGUAGCGUACUUAUCAACGAUUUACUUACCAAAUCACAGACCUACAAAUAGCACGUUGAGUUAAACCGUCAACUUUAAACAUCGCACCAGAUAUGGUGUCGGUUACAUAGCCUACCUGGCUACCAUACUUGUCAUUUCCUCUUGUUUUGUUUCUACUAUACUGAAUUAUGCCGUAAUGAUAGGUCUAGCCUGUAUGAAUAGAGUUCAUAAAUAUAUAGUAAAUAUGCACAUAAGAGGACGACCCUGUCCCGGUUUAUUUGUCUCGAAAUUGACCAAGGAACAGAAAUAGCACACAUUAUGAUAUUUAAAUUGAAAUUCAAGAAACGAACACAUCUACGUAAGAGUUUUUAUUUCAUUCUUAAUUGCAAAAUAAAUUAAGUUAAGAAACA